GAAAGAGAGAAAAAGUAGUGAAAAACUGAAGAAAGAAAAAUAUCUUCACUGCUUAAUUCGCGUAAUUCUUCUAUCGCCGAUCACCACUGCCGUAACCGUUGCCAUCACCGACAGCCGCCGUCCAUCAACCUACUCCUUGGAUCAGACUUCGUUUCCGUCCAAUUUGCCUCAGAUCCGCAUCGCUGUCAUCAUUUUUUGUCUCAAAUCUAGGUCGCCAAGGUCUUCCAGCCACCGUUGAUGCUCUUGUCGCAACACCAUACCUCCGCCUUGCACCGCUGCCGUUAUUGCAGAGUCAAAAAGUGCAAAGCGCAGAAACGAGUGCGUAGUGAGUUGAGUUCAUCACAGUGAUGAGCUUCAUCUUCGAUUCUCAAUCAGAUUCAAAUUUCAAAGCAUAUUCUUACCUGCAUAUUGCAUAGGUUAGUGAGCUUUUUCUUUUUCUUUAAGCUUUCUGCACUUUUGAUGAUUCAUGUGUAUUUGUCUCCCUUACCUAUUCGAUGAAAUUCCUCAUUCACACUCUGCAUUACCAACUUCUAUGCAUUCUAAAAUCUCACCACAAAUGAUUAACAAGUAACAAAUUCGUCUCUUACCAGAUAUUAAAAAAUAGAUAUAUUACUAUUACUUUAUUUUUAAUACUGUUAUUAUUGUAUUAUUCACAUGAUAGAUUGAGCUGAAUCGAUUGACUACAGGUAGAAAUAAAGCUAUAUUAUUGCUAAUGUUCACAUGAAUUUUGUAAUCUUUGAAGCUACCAGUUGUAUUUUACAGUAAGAUUAUAACACACGAUUUUCAUUUAGCUUUCUCAGCUUUGCUACAAUUUUUCAUAGUCCAAAAUCUAGAUCCCUCAGCUCUCUUUUGAGGUGGACCUAAUUUUUGGAGCUAUUUCAGUUGUUAUUGGGAUUUUUUGUGACUAAUGACGAUUUUAGUAUCAAUAUCGGUAACGUCGAUGCAGUUGAUCCUGUAAGUAUGAAACAUUCAAAAUUUUAUUCUAAGAGAUAAGAUUUGUUAUUUUCUUGGUGAAACUAUAUUUUGUAAUUUCAUUUUGGUGAGAUUUGUACAACAUGUUAAAUAAAUCAGAAAAUCAAUUUGCACUUCAGAGGAGGAAGAAUUUUUGUUGCUGUGAUUGAAGACUUGCUUGCAAAAGGAAUGAGAAAUGCUCAAAAUGUAAUCGAUAUUGGUGAUUUGUGAGUAACUUCAAUAUAGAAUGUUUUUCUUUUUUAACAUUAGUGAUAUGCUCCAGCUUUGGAAUCUUAUGCCUAUCACAAGAGGAAUACUUUGUCUGCAUGAUAUAAGUUUAAGUUUAAGUACUUUGUCUAUCACAAUUUUAUUCUAAUAUUAAUGUGUUUGUCAUGCACGGUCUGGCAAUUGAAUUUACUCAUGAACAUUUAAAGUUUUGCCUUUUUUGAUUUGGCUUGUCAUAAUAUAGGUUUAAGUUCAAGUACUUGUAAAAAUGCUAUCAGCUAGAUCUAAAUUUGCAAAUUAAUUUAAUUUAAUUGGUUUUAUUAGGUGUUUCAUUAUGAUAAAGAAUGGUUAGCCAUAACAAGGAGGUUUAACUCUAUAUUCCCGUUGACACCCAGAGGUGCAGAUUUCAGAUGUGUGCAUUAUAGAAACCUUAAAUAACACAUAUAAUUUGAGUGCUCAUUUAAAAUCAUAUUUGUCCUGCCGUUCCCCCUCCCCUCCUACCAAAGUUUAAAAAACUAAUAAUUUCUAUUUGCAUUGGUGACAGAGGUGUGAAUCUUGAGAUGGAUGAUUGUUGCCAAUGGGUUAGAAACAGGUUACAACAAAGAGGGUGCAAAUCUUUUGAAUUUGUUAAAACUGCUCUGUGUUAUGAUCCUUCUCAAUCCAAUUUUCAUGGUUCUUUUGCUUGUAUUUCUUUGUUUUCCAUUGUAAACUCCAAAUUAACUAUAGUUCACCUUGAUCUUUGGUUAAAGAUGAUAUUCUAAUAUCAUUUAUUCUUUCUGCAAGUUGUCCUCGGAAUCCUCAAACAGAAUCUCUUUUACAUUUUCUUGACCUUCCAUACCUCCUUGAUAAGAAUCCUGAACCAACUGACUUGUCACCUUAUCCUUCUUGCUCCAUUGGAAGAGAAUGGUUGAAACUAGAACGGCGUCUCCGAUGGCGGAGGCUGAUAUAACAGCAAUGAAGGAAACACACCGAACCCAACAAACUCCUCUGCAGCAGCUACAUGCAGAGUUGGAUCAGGAAAAAGAAGCCUCUGCUACUGCAGCCAGCGAAUCUAUGGACAUGAUACUUCGUCUACAAAACGAAAAGGCUGCCGUGAAGAUGGAGGCAAGUCACUAUAAGAGAAUGGCAGAGGAGAAGAUAGGUCAUGCUGAGAAAACUCUUGAAGUCUUUGAAGAGCUUAUGUAUCAGAAGGAGAUGGAAACCACUGCUCUUGAGGUCCAUGUCUUGGCUUACAAACAGAAGCUUCUGGCAUUGGGAGUAGAUAUCAAUAUCAAUGAGCUUGAAUUCCCUCAUGAUCUUCUUCUUAAUAGAAGUGAACAAAAUGGAGAAGAUGAUCAAAGUAGCUCUAAGAGAAGGUUGCUAUCAUUACCCCUAUUUGCUCUAUGAGGUGCAACUUUAGAUCAUUGCUAACACUCAUAUUGCUACAUUGAUACAACAUAGUUAUAGGCUUGUAGCAUUUUUUGUUGUUUAGAUUUGUAAUAUGAUUUAUUACUUUUCAAAAGAAAUUUGUGAAUUAAUAUUUUGAGUUUAAUAAAAAAUCUC
Molecule: messenger RNA, 2718 nt
Organism: Arachis duranensis
Lineage: Eukaryota; Viridiplantae; Streptophyta; Magnoliopsida; Fabales; Fabaceae
Product: myosin-binding protein 7
Exons: 2
Coding region: 2080-2562 (160 amino acids)
Source: RefSeq, a predicted model, not a curated record